This is a messenger RNA of Cololabis saira (Pacific saury), 2663 nucleotides long. It is a transcript of the gene nim1kb, whose product is annotated as NIM1 serine/threonine protein kinase. The record is from RefSeq and is a predicted model, not a curated record. Gene Ontology annotation, cellular component: cytoplasm. Lineage: Eukaryota; Metazoa; Chordata; Actinopteri; Beloniformes; Belonidae. Bases 858 to 2162 code for a protein of 434 amino acids. Gene Ontology annotation, molecular function: ATP binding; protein serine/threonine kinase activity; tau-protein kinase activity. Gene Ontology annotation, biological process: intracellular signal transduction; protein phosphorylation; microtubule cytoskeleton organization. The transcript is spliced from 4 exons.
GAUUAGAGUUUUAAAUAAAAAUGAUAGGCUGUUCAGUCAGAACUGAAUGACAGCUCAGAGAAGGAACCACAUCUGCUAUAGAUUUAAAUAAAAUGGGAUAAAAUUGUGCUCUUUGCUGCUGUGCCCUGCUGCUGCUGCUCUACUCCGCCUCACAGAGAUUGCACACAGGAAUGAAGACGCUGUGCCUGGUGAGGCACUGAUCUUCAGCUUUCUAAUCUGUUAAUCUCUGCUGUUCAGCCAGCAUCUAAAGGGGACACCGCGUUAAUCUCUAUGGGAACAUUGGGUAAUACUAUUGCAUAACAAAUCAUCUUCAUGAGUAGUAGAUUAACCUUUCUCUUAAGUGGAAACACAGCCCUUCAACGUCAUGCAGGUGUUUUGUUUUGUUGUUGUUGUGGUUGCUUUCUGCAUAAUAAUUGCAUAUUCUUACAACAAAAACAUGUGUAGACAUUAGUCAUCUGUUGCAUUUCUCUGCACAUUUUGAUGUCGGGUCAGUUGAAUGGACCAGGACCUAAAUGAAAACAGGAUUACAGAUCAUCACACUGUCUUGACCUUGGGCUUUCAAGGAGAAACGGGGCAAAUGUGAAGAGGUGUGGCCUUGGAGGUCCACACCAACGCUCCACUUGACCAAUGACUCAGACACCCACUCUCCUCACCUGUUUCCUGAGUGCUGGACCAUCCCAGCACAAAGAGGUGGAGAUGGUGCAGGCGUUUAUUUGAUUUCAGUAUGUGAGUGAAUCUUUUUAUUUUGUUUCGUGGAUCCUGCUGCACCAGAAGAACAUUUUUACUUGUCUUCUGUAUUGUUUGCGUUGGAUUGUACCGCCAUGUUUUGAUGCAGCAGAGCAGAUUGGACACUUGAAAUGCCUGGAGGCCAGUACCAGGUGGCGACCACUCGGCCCUGCCACAGCCUCUACAGCCUGACAGACAGCUCUGACGGAGGCCCCGAGGACGAGGACUCCGAAUCCUCACUGCCCCUCUCUGCCUUGCAAAAGCUCACCAGAGAUAUGUGCAAAGAUGAGAAGACCAUAAAGGAGCUGAUCAUAGGCCGAAGGGUUGGCUUCUACAAGGUCCGCGGGGAGAUUGGCUUUGGCACCUUCUCCAGGGUCAAACUGGCUUUCCAUGCUCUAACAAAAGACAAAGUGGCCCUGAAGAUCCUGGACAGGAUGAGACUGGAUACUCAGGCCCAGCGACUGCUCUCCAGGGAGAUCAGCAGCAUGGAGUCCCUGCAGCACCCAAAUAUCAUUCGUCUGUACGAGGUGGUGGAGACACCGAGCCGCCUCUACCUGGUCCUGGAAUAUGCAGGAGGAGGAGACCUCCACAACCGCAUCUGCAAUGAGGGGAAACUGUCCGACAACACCUGCAAGAUCACCUUCGCUCAGAUCCUCUGUGCCAUCAAAUAUAUGCACAAUACCAACAUCAUCCACCGGGACCUGAAAGCAGAGAACGUUCUGUUCACCACCAGUGGCUCCGUGAAGGUGGCUGACCUUGGAUUCAGCACACGGGUUUCAAACCGCAGCAAUGCCCUCGAUACUUUCUGUGGCUCACCACCGUACGCGGCCCCAGAGCUCUUCAAAGACGAGUGUUACCUGGGGCCUCCAGUAGACGUGUGGGCCAUGGGAGUGCUGCUUUUCUUCAUGGUGACCGGUACGAUGCCGUUCCGUGCCGAAACCAUGGGAAAACUGCGGCGCUGCAUCAUCGAUGGCACCUACACUAUACCCCCCUGGGUGCCGGGCCCCUGUCAGAGGCUCAUCAAGGGCAUCUUGAAGCCGGUCCCGGCCGAGCGCUACGCCGUCGACCAAAUGUUGGGCUGCGAUUGGCUCUUACCUGUGGAGUUUCCCUGGCCGUGGGUCCCCGCCGAACCUAUGAGCCCUCUGCAGAGCCUGCUGGACUCGGAAUCCAGAAACGAAGACGAGGAGGAAGAGGAGGAAGUCAGAGGUUUGCUGGAGGAGCUUGGCUUUACCGCGGAGCACUUGCACAACAAUCCGCUCAAAGACAGUCGCAGCCCUGUCACCGGGGUUUACCGCGUCCUGCUCCAUCAAGCCCAGAAGAGGAGAGGCCUGGACUGUCCACCAGUGGUUCGAGGAAUGGUGAGGGACCCCAAGAGAGAGGGGCUCCGAGCAUACAGGGGUCUGAGGCACACAUCCAAGUUAUGUGUACUUUCAUAGCAGACUGUUUAAAUUCUGAGGAACGCUUCACAUUUUUGUAAACUUUUUUAUACUUUUGCAUUGACGAAUGAGAGUUGCAGAUUUCUGAUGGACUUUUUACACUUUGUAGUUUGGCUUACUGUAUGACAUGAAAGUCUUUGAGGCCCCUAAGAUAUUAGUGAAAGUCCAUUAAUCCAUGGAAGAGGGACUUAAAUUCUUUUUGACCUGUUUGACCUGCUGCCUUCAGGGAGACGCUACAGAGUCAUCAGGUCAAAAACAAACACACUCAAAAACAGUUUUUUCCCCAAAGCCAUUACGAACGAAUUAUCUUCGUUACUGUUUUUUUUUAACUGUGCAAUACUUCUCCCGGACUCUGCAAUAUUCCUACAUGUGUAUAUACUAUCAUCUGUAAAAAAAACUAUUCAAAUGCACCUUAACCUUUUUUAUAUUUUUUAUAUUUAUAUUUCUUAUAUUUCUUAUUGUUUGCACUACUGUUAUUUGUCUUGCACUGGAGAGGUGAUG